Pseudozyma flocculosa PF-1 is the source of this 1050-nucleotide messenger RNA. RefSeq lists its product as uncharacterized. The transcript has 4 exons. Gene Ontology annotation, molecular function: aldose reductase (NADPH) activity. Gene Ontology annotation, cellular component: cytosol. Bases 1 to 1050 code for a protein of 349 amino acids. The record is from RefSeq and is a predicted model, not a curated record. Lineage: Eukaryota; Fungi; Basidiomycota; Ustilaginomycetes; Ustilaginales; Ustilaginaceae.
AUGGACCUCGCUGACGCCGAUGCCAACCGAAACGUCGAUGCUGACCGGGUGCUUCAAAACGUUCCGUCUUGCAGGGUCGCUACCGAGUUUAAGCUCAACAACGGUCUCUCGAUUCCCUCCGUCGGUCUGGGAACCUGGCAGUCCCCCAAGGGAGAGGUCAGGGAUGCCGUCUGCCACGCCCUCAAGAACGGCUACAAGCACAUCGACUGCGCUUGGGGCUACCAGAACGAGGACGAGGUCGGAGAAGGCAUCAAGCUCAGCGGUGUCAAGCGCGAGGACAUCUGGAUCACCAGCAAGCUCUUCGAGUUCCACCACAACCACGUCCGUCAGGCGUGCCUCGACACCCUCGAGAAGCUCAACGUCAAGUACCUCGACCUCUACUUGAUGCACUGGAACAUUGCCUUUGUUCCGGAAGAUGUUCCUGCUGGGCAGCUUCCGCGCAACUCGAAGAAGGACCCUGCCACCGGCAAGCACCUGCUGGACGUCGAGACGACCGAGAACUUUGUCGGUGUGUGGAGGGAGAUGGAGAAGCUGGUCGAGGAGGGCCUGGUCAAGUCGAUUGGUGUCUCGAACUUCUCGAUCCGCAGGCUCAAGGAGCUGCUCAAGGAGUGCAAGAUCAAGCCCGUCGUCAACCAGGUCGAGCUCUCGUUCACCUUUCCGCAGCCCGAGCUCGUCGCCUGGCUCAAGAAGCAGGACAUCCUGCCCCAGGCCUACUCGCCGCUCGGCUCGACGGGCGCCAGCCAGGCCUCGCUCGAGGUCGUUGACAGCAUCGCCAAGAAGCACGGCGUCGAGGGCGCCAACGUGCUGAUCAGCUGGCAGGUCGCUCGCGGCUGCAACCCGCUCCCCAAGUCAGUCACCCCCAAGAGGAUCGAGAACAACAUCAAGCUCAUCGAGCUCUCCGCCGACGAGAUCGAGACCCUCGAGAAGGGCGCCCUCGCCCAGACCCCCAAGAAGGUCUGCGACCAGUCCGACCUCGUCGUGCCGGCCUACGACAUCUUCGAGGCCAACCACCCCACCAACAACGACAAGGUUCAGGCCGCCCAGGCAUAG